UCUAACAGCUGAGAGACCUCAUUCACUGCAGCAACACAUGGUACAUAGAUCAGAGCUCAGACCAGGUUCUGCUGUACGGAAGAGAAACUCACACAAUUGCUGUACUGAGAGCUGAAAUGAGACGUUCUGAUGGACCAAGCAAAAAUCUGUUGUUCCAUCUGUUUGGAUCUCCUGAAGGAUCCGGUGACUAUUCCUUGUGGACACAGCUACUGUAGGAACUGUAUUAAAGACCACUGGGAUGAAGAAGAUCAGAGGAGAAUCCACAGCUGUCCUCAGUGCAGGAAAGAGUUCAUACCAAGGCCUGUCCUGGAAAAGAACAUCAUGUUAGCAGAUCUAGUGGAGCAUCUAAAGAAGACUGAACUCCAACCUGCUCCAGCUGAUCACUGCUAUGCUGGACCUGAAGAUGUGGCCUGUGAUGUCUGCACUGGAAGGAAGAUGAAAGCUGUGAAGUCCUGUCUGGUCUGUUUAGUUACUUACUGUGAGAAACAUCUUCAGCUUCAUUAUGAAUCUCCUGCUUUUCAAAAACACAAGCUCGUGGAUCCCUCCAAGAAGCUCCAGGAGAACAUCUGCUCUCGUCAUGAUGAGGUGAUGAAGAUCUUCUGUCGUACUGAUCAGCAGUGUAUCUGUUAUCUCUGCUCUAUGGAUGAACAUAAAGGUCAUGAAACAGUCUCAGCUGCAGCAGAAAGGACUGAGAAGCAGAAGGAGCUCCAGGUGAGUCGACAACAAAUCCAGCAGAGAAUCCAGGACCAAGAGAAAGAUCUGAAGCUGCUUCAACAGGAGGUGAAGGCCAUCAAUGUCUCUGCUGAUAAAGCAGUGGAGGACAGUGAGAAGAUCUUCACUGAGCUGAUCCAUCUCAUCCAGAAAAGAAGCUCUGAUGUGAAGCAGCAGAUCAGAUCCCAGCAGAAAACUGAAGUGAGUCGAGUCAAAGAUCUUCAGGAGAAGCUGGAGCAGGAGAUCACUGAGCUGAAGAGGAAAGAUGCUGAGCUGAAGCAGCUCUCAAACACAGAUGAUCACAACCAGUUUCUCUACAACUACCCCUCACUGUCAGCACUCAGUGAGUCUACACACUCAUCCAGCAUCAAUAUUCAUCCUCUGAGAUACUUUGAGGAUGUGACAGCAGCUGUGUCAGAGCUCAGAGAUAAACUACAGGACAUCCUGAAAGACACAUGGACAAACAUCUCACUGGCAGUCACUGAAGGAGAUGUUUUACUGCCAGAAUCGGAACCAGAACCAAAGACCAGAGCUGAAUUCCUAAAAUUUUCACAAGAAAUCACCUUGGAUCCAAACACAGCACACAUGAAACUGUUAUUAUCUGAGGGGAACAGAAAAGUAGCAUUAAUGAGACAACAACAGCCUUAUCCUGAUCAUCCAGACAGAUUCACUGGUUGGCCUCAGGUCCUGAGUAGAGAGAGUCUGACUGGACGUUGUUACUGGGAGGUGGAGUGGAGAGGAGGAGGAGUAAAUAUAGCAGUUUCAUACAAGAAUAUCAAUAGAGCAGGAGGAUUUGGAUUCAAUGACAAAUCUUGGUCAUUAUAUUGUUACACAGACAGUUACACAUUUUAUCACAACAACAUUCAAACUCCAGUACCAGGUCCAGUUUCCUCCAGACUAGGAGUGUUUCUGGACCACAGAGCAGGUAUUCUGUCUUUCUACAGCAUCUCUGAAACCAUGACUCUCCUCCACAAAGUCCAGACCACAUUCACUCAGCCUCUACAUGCUAGGAUUUGUAUUGGCUCUUUAUUUCUCACCUCUUAUGGAUCUUCUGCUGAGUUCAUUUAACUGAAAUAAUCAGAACUGUUUGUUAACCUUAAAUAGUCAGAACUGAUCUGAGGUCCAGUUGGUUAAAAUGUUUAUUUUAGUUCCAGUUUCUUUAGUCUCCAUCAUUGUUGCUGAGAGCUCAUUGUUGUGUCAUUUCUUCACUGCUCAGAGAUCAACUGUCUUUAUGGAGCUACUUUGUCAUCUUGUUUGUUGUUUUGUUGAUGUUGGAGUUUGUUUGGGUGCUGCCCCUUCCUGUUUCUGUUCAACCACGGAGGCUAUCACUGCUCAGGAGGAUUUUAUUCAUCUAAAAUAAUUACAUGUACAUUUAUUGCUUUGUCAGAUCAAAUGUUGUUGUUGUUCAAAUCUAUGUACAGAUGAGCUGUCAUCUGUGUGUCUAAUUAUGCCUCUGAUUGAAAUACUGCAUUUAAACUAAUGUGUCGUGACUCAGUUUGUAACUCUUUAUAUGAUUGGACAAAUAAGUUAAUAAAGAUGACUCAGUGUUUGGAUAUAAAAAGGAGUCCGUUUUGUUUUGUAUUUUGUUUGUCUUUUAUUGCAUUUUGUUAAUAUAUUUAUCAGUAGCAAAAGGUAUUUUUAAAAGAAAAUGUUUCCACAUAUCAGGGCUUGACACUAAAGAAGCUGUGGUUUUGAAAUGAGAUAAUGCUGAUUAUUCAGUGUUUUUGCGGCUUCAGAGAAGAUCCGUUGACAGGCAGGAGUCCAGGACCAGUUUUGGGCCAUUAGAAACACAGCAAACACUGAUUCUACUGGGCUUUUCUAGAUCUGUGAGGAAUAACAAACAUUCUGCUUGGAGGUCAAUGCUGAGACAGAAGUGUGGAGAAACCUGAAGGUUUACCACCAGAUGGCGCAAAAUACAGAAGUGUUCCACAGCAGAUGGAAUACUGCAUGCAUGCACUCAGGAUAGAUUAAAAAAAAAAAAAAGAUUAAAAAAAUCUAUUUUUUAAUUCGAUUAAAAAUAUAUAUAAUAGGAAAAAAGUCACCCCUAGUUAGUAAAAUGUCAGCCCAGAUCUGCACAGAGAUCGGCACAAAAUCACUUUCUGUAAGACUACAGAUAUGUGAAUUGUAAAAGACAUUUAGUCACUUGAGACAAAAAAUAUCUAUUUUUUUCAGAAUUGCAUCAUUUUGGUCUCCCGCUGCCAGAGAGAUUUCUUUUACAGAGAACUUUAUAGAUAAAUUAUCAAACCUGCAGAAAAUGAAAGCAAGCAGCACUUUUUCUCUUCUGUCCUACUUUAAUUGGAAGCCCUUUAUUCUGGCAAUGUUUUUUAAAUUGCAGUAGGUUUAUUUAUUGAUAGUUCAGGUUUGAGCCCAUGAUACGUUUUCUGCUUGCUCUGUGGUCUUCACCCCCAAAGAGUCUGGUUGAGUGUUGAUUUCUAGGAUUGAAGUUUUGAGAGGAAAAACAUGACUAAUGUCUUUUCUAUAUUGAGUUGAAAAAAUUCUGAUUCAUCCACUCAUUUUGUGAACAGCCUGACUUAGUAACUGUCGUGCACUAUGGUCAGGUGGUGAUGCAGAAAAAUAAAGCUGUAUCUACGCAACAUAGAUCUUGUAGGACAUGUUUUAGUAUCCAUGAUCUGAACUGGUGCCAUCAUAUAGAUGUAUUAAAGGCUGACAACUAAGCCUUGAGGUACACCACAUUUCAGCUUUUCUUGUAUUGAUUUAUACACCACAUCAAAGAUAUCUAGUCAGUGGGACAGAUGUAAUUGAGGAAAGUUGUAGAAAUAAAUGUAAUUAUGGUAUGUAAGUCGUGCUAUUUGCUGGGAAAGGAGCAAUUUAUGGAUGAAGUGAUGUCCGAUGUAAACACAGAGGAAAAUUGAGGGAUUUAAAAGAAAUGACAAUAGAUGGAUGAAUUUAUGGUGGGAUGAACAGAUAGAUAACCUCAUUUUUGUUACUGGUCAGCUUAUGAACAGGGUUCCUAGUGAUUUACAUAGAUUUCCCUGUUUCUUCCGCAUCGUCUUCUCUUUUCUCCAACACGAUCAGCAUCUGC
This is a messenger RNA of Girardinichthys multiradiatus, 3754 nucleotides long. Its product is annotated as tripartite motif-containing protein 16-like. Bases 130 to 1779 code for a protein of 549 amino acids. The record is from RefSeq and is a predicted model, not a curated record. The transcript has a single exon. Gene Ontology annotation, molecular function: zinc ion binding; protein binding. Lineage: Eukaryota; Metazoa; Chordata; Actinopteri; Cyprinodontiformes; Goodeidae.